Messenger RNA from Lichtheimia ornata, 6426 nucleotides. RefSeq lists its product as uncharacterized. Gene Ontology annotation, cellular component: ubiquitin ligase complex; cytoplasm. Bases 1 to 6426 code for a protein of 2141 amino acids. The transcript has 6 exons. NCBI's taxonomy places the organism in Eukaryota, Fungi, Mucoromycota, Mucoromycetes, Mucorales, Lichtheimiaceae. Gene Ontology annotation, biological process: protein ubiquitination; ubiquitin-dependent protein catabolic process via the N-end rule pathway. The record is from RefSeq and is a predicted model, not a curated record. Gene Ontology annotation, molecular function: zinc ion binding; ubiquitin protein ligase activity.
AUGUCGGCCUCGAGUUCUUUUGCAGCUUUUGGACAAGGCAGCAAUGACACUGCGACAACGCCUCUCAGUGUGGAACAGCUAAAGACAUUCCUUGUGGAAGCACCCGCAAUGUACAAUUACCGGCUGCAUCCAGGUGCUGAACGACAAAUCCUCACCAACUGCUAUCGCAUGCUAUGGGGCAACAAUACCGAGUGGAUGCAAAAGUACUUUUUCAAGGAAGGGCUCUCUGAUCAAGACAAUUUGUCAGCCUUGCUCGAAAAGUACAACCUCUUUAAACGCGAAGAUCAGCAAAAGUCAACAGUGCCAGCCAAUCCAGACAAUGUGGUUGUGGAUCCAACAGACGAUGAGCCCGAGUAUUGGGAAAGUCAACGUGGAAAGCAAUGUGGCCACUUGUUUAAGCGAGGCGAGAGUGUCUAUCGAUGCAGAAACUGCGGACUUGACGACACUUGCGUUCUUUGUUCGCGUUGCUUUCAUGCUACAAACCAUGAAGGACACGAUGUGAAGAUCUGGAUCAGUCGUGGCUCAGGCGGAUGCUGUGAUUGUGGUGAUCCAGAAGCAUGGAAAGUACCUUUGGUGUGUGAUAUCCAUUCGCUCUCGGCAGCUCGAUCCAUUUCAGAAUCAGGCGAAUCAUUACAACCAUUGGAACCAACUUCAUCCAUACCACCCGCAUUGAUAUCUCAAAUCAAGAAUACUAUCUCCACCGUCAUGGAUUAUGUCCUCGAGACCUUUGCCGCUUCACCAGAAAAUAUAAAGUUUGGCGACCCUGACGACAUUCGACAAGAUGCUCAAGCAACCGACAGAGCUUUACGUAUGCCAAAUGGAGGCAACAAUGAUCAAGAAUUGUACGCUUGUAUCCUGUGGAAUGAUGAAACGCAUACCUUUGAUAAAGUGAUCGAAGUCGUCAAACGAGCCAUCAAAUGCACCACAUCUCAAGCUUCAGCAGCUGCAGAAACCGUCGAUGCGUAUGGUCGUUAUAUUGUGGCAACUUCCAGUGACCUUGAUGAGCUUGUUCAGAUCGGUAGAAUCAUCAGCAGUAUCAAAUUGGCUGUCACCAUUCGAUCUUGCAAAGAUACGGUGCGUGAGGAGAUUUGCGGAUUACUAUUGGAUUGGCUCAAGGAAUUGACGAGUGGACGAUACACGUUUUUCAGCAAUGUGGAAAAAGGCAAUUGCAUCAUUCGUGAUAUCAUUUGCGAGGUUUUAUGCGAAGAAUGGUCUUUACGCCCUGAUCUUGCAGCAUUAUCGAUUCGUACGCGUCGCGGCCCAAUGUCAGAUGUUGAUGAUUUGGGUGAUUUGGACGACUUUGGAGACGAAGGUCCCGAUCUCGAUGAAGAUAAUGAUGGUAAUGAUGAUGACGACAUGAUGGCAGCAGCACAUAUGAUUGAGCUUGAUGACGAACUGAUCACUCAAGUAUUCGAAGCAGCCAAUGAUGAGGAUAUUUGGAUGGAUGUUCAAGGAGAGGAUGAGGAUGACGACGACGAUGACGAUGAUGAUGAUUCCAGCCAAGAUGAUGACAACCAUGAUGAUAAUGCGUAUGAGGAAUCAGAUGGUGAUGUGGAGAUGCAUGGAGCUGAAGAUUUGGAAGACCAACACGAGAGACCUACUCAACGCACAAACAUUGCCAAUUCUCCACACCGACAUUCUUCACCAUCACAACCAACACAUACAUCCUCGGCAAAUCAAGAUCAAUCCAGCUCUUCUCAACAUCAACGUAGACAUUCUCAGCAAUACACCCAUGACAUUAUCGACCUUAGCAAUGGCUUCAACGAAUGGCUACGCUAUACAGAAAAAUUGGAUGCUGAUGAAGCGGCUAUUGCACAAGAGUUGGGUAUCCCUGUUAUCAACAAUUCCGAUUCAGCAGCUGCUGCCAACAAACACGUCAAGAAAGAAUUCAAUCGCAAGUUGCGUCUUGAUUAUCUCAUGCAAUAUGAUUUACGUCUAUGGAAAUCAGCUCGUGCAAGCAUCAAAGAUCUUUUGAUUGGUACAGUGGUAUCCAAUUAUGACUAUCGUCCAAUUAUUGGUAUUCGAUUUGCACGCAACUAUCCUGAAUUACUCGAUGCCUUUUUCUUGAAAGAUCGUGAACCAGAGCACUCUGUGGGAACGUUAUCGGUGCAAUUGUUGACGGUGCCUACUGUGGCAGCAUUAUUGGUGCGAGAAUACAAGUUCUUUGCUAUGGUGUGCUCCAUCCUCGCCAAUUUCUUCUUGACGGAUCGUAUUCAUCUUGUGCUUCCCGAACAAUAUCAUCAUUUACAAGUGAAUUGUGGAUCACGUGCUAUCCGACGACCACGAUUUGCAGUGACAUUCUAUGAUCUACGUUAUGUGCUCAACACCGAUCUCGUCAAACCUGAUAUUUGUCAAAGUCCAUUGUACCUACGCCAUUUCCUUGAUCUGCUUUAUCAAUUCCAAGCUAUGGAUCCUCUUGUACGCAGUGGAAGUGUCCAUGUUGAAUACGAAUCUACGACUUGGGUGGGUGCAUUCAAUGCCACAUUACAAGUAUCGAAGCUUUGCCAAUUGUUCUCUGAUUGCUUUGCACCUCUUUCGACAUCCACACCCUCACUUGAAGGCACACGUACUCUUUGCCGAUCCAUUACACGUGUUCUCAAGGCUAUUGUCGAUUGGGCUCCUCGUGCAGCUGAAGGAAACACUGAACAUGAUUAUGAGAUUAUCAAGGGUGUUCGAGAACAAAAGUACAAGACUGUGGAGGCAUUGCAUGCAGGAACCUAUUCUAUUGUUUCAUACGACAUCGCUGCGGAGCCUGUAUCAUUCCAUCAUCCUUACCAUUGGUUAUUAUCCGGAAUGCUGGAGCACGUGGAUCUAUUGACGGAUGAAGCAAUUGCUGAAUUGGGAUGGAAAGGCAAUCUGAAAGGUCUCAUCAACCAUUUCAGUGAACAACAGCACAUGGAUCAUGAUGUUUUCAUGGCGAUCAUGGAAUACCCAUUACGUGUACGUGCAUUGUUAGCACAAGUCAAUUGUGGUGUGUGGGUUCGAAAUGGAUUUGGUAUUCGCAAUCAGGCUCGCACUUAUCGAGAUGUUAGUGUGCGUGAAAAGACAUACGAUUGCGAUUUGUAUCUGCUACAAGUGGCACUCACUGUUGCCGAACCCAAUCUCAUGCUAUUGACAAUGCUUGAUCGAUUCAUCCUCAGCGAUUGGUUCAAUGGACAUCCCGACAAAUCACAUCCAUACUAUGAUCAGACACAAAUAGCCCUUGUGGUGGAAGAGUUCCUCGAUUACUUGAUCAUUGCUGCUACUGAGCGUGGCUUUGCUUCUGGUAUGCCACUUGAAGAUAAGAUCCGCCGAGCCAUUAUCCAGUAUCUUGGUCUAUCAAGUAUGGCCUAUUCUGAACUUGUCAAGGUGCUCCCUGAUAGCUUGAGCGAACACGAGUCCUUUGAGACACAUUUGCAUAGCUUGUCGACUUACAAGGCUCCUGCUGGAUUGAAUGAUCACGGCCGAUACGAGCUCAAGGAUGAAUAUUAUUGCGAGAUUGAUCCCUACUUUUGGCACUUUUCACGCAAUCAACGAGAGGAGGCUUUCGAGAAACUUCGCAGCCGAGAGAAUCAAUCGUUAUCCAACAAUGAAAAGAAGAAGGCUGAAAAAGACGAAUUCUUUUUAUUGCCUCGCCUUCGCAAGAUCAAGUCGGGUCCUUUCAAGCACAUUGGCAACUUUUUACACUCGCAUUUGCUAUGCCAGAUUGUCUUGUACGCUUUAUGGAAUUCUCGCACAUCAAAGGCUACAAGCGAGCUUAUCCUGGAUCAUGCAUUGUACCUGGCAGUAUUAGCCGUCACCGAUGAGAACAACGAGGUGUAUGAAAAGCAACGAGCUUUGAUCAAGGGCAAAUACCGUAAUGAUGGACCUAAGAUUGAUGGUGGAUUUGUGCAACAUGCCGUGGAGAACAAGUAUCCUAUCGUCAGUGGAUUUGAGCGUGAGCAUGUAUCGUUGUUGACCGUGUUACUGCGUUUCUUGGGUGAUCGUGAAUUUUCGCAUACACAUAAGCGUUGCAACUUUUUGGUCGACAAGAUCUUUGAGCAAGGAUCGGAUGCUGCCCGAGAAAUGAUUGCUGAUUGGCGAGCAACACAUCAAAAGUCCCAAGACAAGGCUGCUGAACAAGAAAAAGCUGGUCUUUCAGAAUAUGAACGCAAAAAGGCCGAGGCGAAAGCACGUCAAGCCGAGAUUAUGGCUCAAUUCGCUCAAGCACAGUCUCAGUUCAUGUCACAGCAUGCUGAUUUGUAUGAGGAUGAGGAUGAUGAGAAUCUUCAAGGGGAUAACGGCGAUGAGAUGAUGACUGAUCAGCCUGAGAUUAUUGGUGAAGACGAGGAUGUGGAGCGCACGUGCCAUUUCCCUUCUGGUACCUGCAUUGUUUGUCAAGAAGAGCUUGAUCGAUCUCGAUUAUUCGGCGUUUUGGGAUUGGUACAGAAAUCCAAGUCAUUGCGUAAUACACCCAUGAAGAAUGCGGAUGUGUUGGUGGAUAUCUUUGAGACGGCACAAGGCAAAGGUACAUGGAGCGAGCAUAUGGAAGCAUCACCCAACAAGAAAUCUGCGUAUCGUGGUUUUCCUAUGGAUUCGCAUGUUGAUGGUUUACACAUUUCCACAUGUGGCCAUUUAAUGCAUGCACACUGCUUCAACGGAUACCAAGAAUCAGUCGACAGCGAUACCAUCAACCCUAUUCGAAAUAUUGUUCCUCAGCUUCGUCACAAGCAAUUCUUGUGUCCACUUUGCAAAGCACUUGGCAAUGUCUUGAUUCCUAUUGUAUGGAAGGGUAAAAAGGAAUCCUAUCCUGGUCCUAUGGCUACCAAGACACCAUACGAAGAUCUCGGCGAGACUGCAAAGCGACUCAUGGCUCGAUUGGAAAAUGACAUUGGACCACCACAGCCAAUCCCUGGCGGUAUGGUUGAAGAUGAAGAUGAUCCACGUAAUGAUCCCGAUGUCGAUAUUGAAGAUUUGGAUGGAUUGCGACGUUUAUACAAUCAAUUACGCACAGCUAUGAAGAAGGGUGCCAAUUCCAUUAUCCAUGAAAUGGUAUCAUUUUCAGAAUUGCGAUCUUCCAUCAUCGAUCUUUACAACAUGUAUGUAUACGCACUCACGACGCUUGAGGUGGCACAACGUGGUGAUCAUGGCGUGCGUGCACGUGACGUACAAGUGGAGCACACGGGUACCUUUUUGGAUGACAUUUCAUCACAAAGCCAAAUGUUGCUCAAGAUCUUGGCAAAGACUGGCGAGCUGAUGCCCACUAUUAUGAACACACGUUGGGUCACGGAUGAUCGAUUUACAUUGCAACGAAUUUCCUUAUCAAUACUGCGUCAAGUAUUUUACGAGGAGAAUGCUCCAGGACCUGGUGAUGCAUACGAGCGUGAUGUAUUAUGCAAGCCUCUUUUGGCUGAUGAUCCAUUCCAUAUCCUUGUGCGUCUCAGCUUUGUCACUGCACGUGCUGGUGAAGAUAAACUCGAGCCCCAUCACAUUCUACGCUUGUUGUAUAUUGCCGAACUUGUCAAGGUGACCAUUGGAUUGUUACAAGGACUUGGCAAGGAUUCACUCUCAACACCACGCGUCAAUGAAACAUUUGAGCAACUCAAGCAAAAUGCGACUGGACAUCAAGCAUCGGCAGAGGCGGCACGUGCAUUUGCAUCGAAUGUGGCAGCCCUGGUUGGUAUCCCCGCCACAACUGUCGAAGAUUUCUUUGCCGUGUAUCCACCCAAUGUCUUUGUUUCGUUGCUUCGCACAUUCACUAUGCCCUAUCUUCGCAAGUCAUUGUUGCUUAUGGUUGUCCAUCAUGGCUUCAUUCUUCAAAACCAAAGCAGCCAAGAUUUCACUGGAGACGAAUAUGAUCGUUUAUUGCACAUUCUAAAGCUUCCCAUGUUCCCUGAUAUCUUCAAUCUCCAAGCUUAUGAGCAAACUCUGGUUACAGGCUGGUGUCGUCAAUACAGUGAACAAUCUCAGCAAGGUCUCAGUGUAGCCAGGCCUUUACUUAGCUUACCAACACCCUCGUACCUGGUAUCGCUUCCCUAUCGCAUGGAUAAGCUUUUCGAUGACAGUGCUCGUCGCGUAUGCCGCAAGUGUGGAAAUCUACCUGAGUAUCCUGCAUUGUGUCUCAUUUGUGGCACAUUUGUCUGUGCACGACGCUAUUGUUGCACUGAAAAUGGUCGUGGUGAAUGUAACACGCAUAUGAAAAAGUGCAGUGGUGAUAUUGGUAUCUUCCUGGUAGUCAAGGAAUCCUUUAUCUUACUCUUGCAUGCGGAUGGUGGAAGUAUCAUGAGUGCACCUUACCUUGAUAUCCACGGUGAGGUUGAUCUUUUCCUCAGACGUGGCACACCACAAUUCCUUAACCCACAACGAUACGAACAAAUCCGACAAAUGUGGCUAUCCCAUAGCAUUCCUGCAUACGUUCGUCGAAAGAUGGAAUCCUCCUAUUCUUACACACGAUGGGGAUCAUGGUAA